AUGACUGCCAUCAACGCCUUGAAAGAUGAGAGCACUGAAGAAUUCUUUAAGGAAUUUGAGGAUGUCUUCGGCACCGGUCUAGGAAUGAAUGACAAAACGCUGCUUGCUUCCUUGUACCAAAUGGUUCCAAAUGAAAUUCAACAGUAUUCUGGGAUUGUCCACUUGCUGAUACAUUUCAAAUGGACUUGGGUUGGACUCUUUGCAGUGGAUGAUGACAAUGGAGAAAGAUUUUUCCAAACAUUGGUUCCGAUGCUUUCUUCAAAUAGCAUCUGUUCUGCCUUUAUCAAAAGAACACCCAAAUGGACAUACGUUGCUGAUAUAUUAGACUUGUUCUUAGAUGACUUGGAUAAAUUUCCUUCUUUCAUGGAAAGCAAAGCAAAUGUUUUUAUUGUCCAUGGUGCACCUCCUUCCAUGCUAAAUUUGAGCUGGUAUCUUCACAUGGCGGUCUUUGAUUCAAACCUAGGGAAAGUAUGGAUUGUGACAGAACAGUGGGAUUUCCGAUUAAGUGCCUAUCAAAAGAACUGGGAUAUCCAAUUCUUCCACGGUGCUAUAUCAUUCUCAGUUCAUUCAAAUGAAAUACUGGGAUUUAAAGCAUUCCUUGAAAACAUAAAUCCUUCAUGGGAAACAGAAGAUGGCUUUAUUCAGGACUUUUGGGAAAAUGCUUUUAGUUGUUCAAUAAAAAAUCACAGUGUAAUUAAAGGGGAAGAGCCCAAGAAAGUUUGCACAGGAGAAGAAAAGUUAGAGAGACUUCCUGGGACUUUCUUUGAAAUGAAAAUGACUGGACACAGCUAUAACGUCUACAAUGCUGCCUAUGCUGUUGCCCAUGUAUUACAUGCUAUAUAUGGUUCUAGGUCAAAAUCCAGAUCGAAAGUUGCUCAAAAAAGUUUGGAAGUUUUGAGCUUUCAGCCAUGGCAGAGAAUCUCAUUCAACAACAGUGCUGGAGAAAUAGUGCAUUUUGAUGAAAAUGGAGAAUUAAUAGUAGAUUUUGACAUCACAAAUUGGAUAACUUUCCCCAAUGAAACUUUUAAUCGAGUUAUAGUUGGAAAGAUGGAUCCUCUUAGCAAAAAGUUAUUAAUCCAAGAUGAAAAAAUUGUGUGGCAUAGAAGAUUUAAUCAGAUUCAGUUAAAUAUGGAUUUCUGUAAUGACUGCAUAGAAGAUCAAUAUUCAUCUACAGACAAAACUCAAUGUAUUCCCAAGAUUUUAAACUACUUCUCGCAUGAACAUUCUUUGGGGAAAACUUUAGCUUUCUCUUCAAUUGCUUUUGCUCUGACAACAGUUUGGGUCCUUAAAACUUUUUGGAAACACCAGGACACUCCUAUAGUCAAAGCAAACAAUAGAAACCUCACCUAUAUUCUUCUCUUCUCUCUCUUUCUUUGCUUCCUUUGCUCUCUCCUCUUCAUUGGAAAACCAACAUCUACCACAUGUAUUCUCCGACAAACAGCCUUUGGCAUUGUCUUCUCUCUGGCCCUUUCCAGUGUUCUGGCCAAAACAAUUAUUGUUGUUCUAGCCUUUGUGGCUACCAAGCCUGGAUCCAAGAUAAAAAAAUGGGUAGGGAGAAAGCUUGGAAAUAUUAUCGUCAUUUCCUGCACCUCUAUCCAAGUCUGCAUUUGUUCUCUUUGGCUAUUUACUUCCCCACCAUUCCCAGAUAGGGAUUUAAACUCUCUCCAUGAAGAAAUCAUUCUGGAAUGCAAUGAGGGCUCUACUACCAUGUUUUGCCUUGUAUUGAGCUACAUGAGUUUUCUGGCCACUGUCAGCUUGUCUGUGGCUUUCUUUGCCAGGAAGUUACCUGAUAGUUUCAAUGAAGCAAAAUUUAUUACAUUCAGCAUGUUGAUCUUUUGCAGUGUUUGGUUGUCAUUUGGCCCAAUGUACUUGAGUACCAAAGGAAAAUAUGUGGUGGCUGUUGAAGUCUUUUCUAUCUUAACUUCAAGUGCUGGGUUGUUCAGUUGCAUUUUUUUCCCUAAAUGCUACAUAAUUUUAUUCAGGCCUGAACUGAACAACAGAGGACAAUUAAUAAGGAAGAAGUAA
This is a messenger RNA of Thamnophis elegans (Western terrestrial garter snake), 2025 nucleotides long. Its product is annotated as vomeronasal type-2 receptor 26-like. The transcript is spliced from 5 exons. Gene Ontology annotation, biological process: G protein-coupled receptor signaling pathway. The record is from RefSeq and is a predicted model, not a curated record. Gene Ontology annotation, molecular function: G protein-coupled receptor activity. Gene Ontology annotation, cellular component: membrane. The coding region runs from base 1 to 2025 and encodes 674 amino acids. NCBI's taxonomy places the organism in Eukaryota, Metazoa, Chordata, Lepidosauria, Squamata, Natricidae.